Molecule: messenger RNA, 4191 nt
Organism: Globicephala melas (long-finned pilot whale)
Lineage: Eukaryota; Metazoa; Chordata; Mammalia; Artiodactyla; Delphinidae
Gene: GAN
Product: gigaxonin
Biological process (GO): cytoskeleton organization
Molecular function (GO): protein binding
Source: RefSeq, a predicted model, not a curated record
GCUGUGCAGACGGGGCGUGCGUUGGACGCGGGCGGCUCGAGGGGUCCGUUUGGGCGGCGUCCGGAGCCCGACCGGCGGGCUGAGGAGCGGGCGCCGCGAUGGCCGAGGGCAGCGCAGUGUCAGACCCUCAGCACGCCACGCGCCUACUGCGAGCGCUCAGCUCUUUCCGCGAGGAGUCCCGCUUCUGCGACGCGCACCUGGUCCUCGACGGGGAGGAGAUACCGGUACAGAAGAACAUCCUGGCGGCUGCCAGCCCGUACAUCAGGACAAAGUUAAACUAUAAUCCUCCAAAAGAUGAUGGAUCAACCUAUAAGAUUGAACUUGAAGGGAUAUCGGUAAUGGUUAUGAGAGAGAUCCUGGAUUACAUCUUCAGUGGGCAGAUCCGGCUGAGCGAAGAUACCAUCCAAGAUGUUGUGCAGGCAGCAGACCUGCUCCUGCUGACGGAUCUUAAAACUCUCUGCUGUGAGUUCUUAGAAGGCUGCAUUGCCGCCGAGAACUGCAUCGGAAUCCGAGACUUUGCACUCCACUACUGCCUGCACCACGUCCAUUACCUGGCCACAGAAUACCUGGAGACUCACUUCCGAGAUGUCAGCAGCACAGAGGAAUUCCUAGAACUGAGUCCUCAAAAGCUUAAAGAAGUGAUUUCUCUUGAGAAGUUAAACGUUGGCAAUGAACGAUAUGUAUUUGAAGCAGUCAUCCGAUGGAUAGCACAUGAUACAGAAAUAAGAAAGGUCCACAUGAAGGAUGUCAUGUCAGCGCUGUGGGUUUCAGGGUUGGACUCGAGCUAUUUACGGGAGCAGAUGCUGAAUGAGCCGUUAGUCCGAGAGAUUGUCAAAGAGUGCAGCAACAUCCCUCUCAGCCAGCCGCAGCAGGGCGAGGCCAUGCUCGCCAGCUUCAAGCCCCGGGGCUACUCGGAGUGCAUCGUGACCGUUGGCGGAGAGGAAAGAGUUUCGCGGAAGCCAACAGCAGCGAUGCGAUGUAUGUGCCCCCUUUAUGACCCUAAUCGGCAGCUGUGGAUUGAACUGGCCCCUUUAAGCAUGCCGAGAAUCAACCACGGAGUCCUCUCAGCAGAAGGAUUUUUGUUUGUAUUUGGGGGCCAAGACGAAAAUAAGCAGACCCUGAGCUCAGGAGAAAAGUAUGACCCAGAUGCAAACACAUGGACCGCACUGCCACCAAUGAACGAGGCAAGACAUAACUUUGGAAUUGUGGAGAUAGAUGGGAUGCUGUACGUUUUAGGAGGAGAAGAUGGUGAAAAAGAGCUAAUUUCCAUGGAAUGUUAUGAUAUUUAUUCUAAAACCUGGACAAAGCAACCCGCUUUAACCAUGGUUAGAAAGAUUGGCUGCUAUGCAGCUAUGAAAAAGAAAAUCUAUGCCAUGGGUGGAGGAUCAUAUGGAAAACUCUUCGAGUCUGUGGAAUGUUAUGACACACGGACCCAGCAGUGGACCGCUAUCUGUCCACUGAAAGAGAGAAGGUUUGGAGCUGUAGCCUGUGGAGUCGCCAUGGAACUGUAUGUAUUUGGGGGAGUCAGAAGUCGUGAGGACAUCCAGGGGGGCGAGAUGGUAACCUGCAAGUCGGAAUUCUACCACGAUGAGUUUAAAAGGUGGAUCUAUCUUAAUGACCAGAAUUUAUGCAUCCCCGCCAGUUCCUCUUUUGUGUACGGAGCUGUCCCCAUAGGAGCCAGUAUCUAUGUCAUCGGAGAUCUUGAUACAGGUACCAAUUACGACUACGUGCGCGAGUUCAAAAGGAGCACGGGAACCUGGCACCACACCAAGCCCCUCCUCCCCUCCGACCUCCGCCGCACCGGGUGUGCAGCCUUACGUAUUGCGAAUUGCAAGCUUUUCCGCCUGCAGCUUCAGCAGGGCUUGUUCCGCAUCCGCGUUCACUCUCCUUGACGGGGCCGCGGCGCGGAAGCGGAGCUCCUGACCAAGCGCGCCGGGACGCGGCGCUCUGCGAGGGGACAGAGAUGGCAGGUGACCCUUGCUCUGCGCCGGCCUCUGUGCGGUAACACGAGUGGUUUUCUAACGCUUAGAAGCCUGGGUUUCCAGCUCUUGUUCGGGAGAACAUGUAACUGCUGAAAAAAAACGAGGAGGAGUCAGUUCCUCCAGGAGAUGUGUCCCUAGACCAACCGGGCUAGUCAGCGUCAGAGGAAAAGGGAAGUGGGAAUCCGUGUCAUGUAAAAUCAGGAAGUUAUAGCACCAAGGUGCAUGUUCCCCGCGGGGAACUCACGUCUGCCUGACCGCUCUGUUCGAGUACCUGGCUUUGGUUAACAAACGAGCAAACAUGCAUAUAUCAACAUAUCCAAACAUACCGGGGUUGCUUUUCCACUGCACUUGGAAGGAGAUAUUAUGCCUAACUCUGCCCAACAAUUUAAGGUUUGUACCUAAAAUGUUAGAUUGGACUCAAUGCCAGUUAGUCUCCACUUACUACUAGUUGUCCGUCCUAAGAAUCUUUUUUAAACUAAAUUAUGAUGAAUUGAAACUAAGAUGAAAUUUCUCUUUUAUGACAUUCUAUCUUAGUAAUCCAAAGGAGUCAAUAAAUUAAGGAGUCAGGUGGCAGCCCUCCCAUGAAUUUAAAGGAAGUUGCUGACUUCUGUGUUAAUUCAGAUGAAGAUGUGUCAUGCCGUCAUUUCUGGGGUUGCGAAGGAUCUCAUGCAGUGCCAGUCUUCCUUUCCAACUAACCAGAACUGUUUUAUAAAUAUGAGGACAUUAGUGAGUAGGAGAUUUUGUAAAAGAAGGACCUGAGCCAGACAAAUAAUAAAGGUCUGCUAUGACCAAAAAAAAAAAAGUCCAGAGGAAAUAUAUAGGGAUCAAAAACUUCUAAAAGUAAUCUGUCUGAAAGCACACAGAGUCUUGUUUACUACUGUCUAGGAUUUGAAAACGUGUCUUGGAAUGCAAAUCCACGUUAAGAAUCUAGUCUUUGUAGCAGAAUUUUCUCAAUGCCGUUCACUAGUACGAGUUUCAGACAAACUACAUUACAAGUAAAGGUUGGCUGGUAGAAUAAACUACCUCAACUUAAUUUCAUUCUGUUCCUGUAGAGCAAAUUAAUCCUUUCCUCCUUCCCUCCCUCUCACUCCCAUGUCGACCCACUCAACCCCACUCCUCAAAGGGGAAAAAGUCUGUCAUUAGUGGUACUUACCUUGUAAGAUAUUUUGUUUUCCAUUCGAAUUAUACCACCUUAGUGUGAAACCAAGGAGUUCAAAGUGCUUGAUGACUUCAUCAUUUGAAUUUUAUGCAAUAUCAGAUUUCUAAUCAAUUUAAUAUAGAGCUCUUCAUUUCUAAUUGUUUUCUACAGCUUCCCCCCCCCUUAGUAUAUGGCUAUAAGAAGCAGCAUUUAGUCUUAAUGAUUAAUAAAUGUAUAAGUGUAUCCUUUGGUUAUAAAUUUGAGAAUAGGAAUUUCUCCUAGAAACUUCCUACCUGGAAUGUCUGUAUGCUUUACCCAUGCAUAUGAAACAUCACUUGUCUUUUCCCACCCAGGAACAGUAGAAGUCAAUCCAGUGCUAGAAAAGUCACUGAGCAGCCUUGUCUGUGGGAAUUCUAAAGAAUGUUGUGUGUGCGCAUUAACUCUCCAUCCUGGCAGAGACAUGGGUAAAAGGAGGUACAGGGUUUUCCUCCUCUCUAUCAGAGGCACUGGGCCAGAUUUGCCGGCCAUUCACAUAACAGUCAGAUUUGACGCGUAAGUCAAAGCCAGCCUCUUUGCUUUGUACCGUGUACCAGUCAGCAGUUGUCUGCAUGCUUUCCCCAGGAUACCUUGGGUGUCUUCUAAUCAAAGCAAACUGCAUGGCCACUGCAAAGAAAGAAAACUUUCUUUGUACAACUAGAUGUUAGUUUUAGAGGAAAUAAAUUUCUGAAAAAGUGGAUUUUCUUUGAUAAAAUGUCCCAUACAGAACAGAACCUUGGCCUUCAGAAGCCACAGCUGAGGUAUGUUAAAGUGGUAACUGAUGUCCUAUUAAAGCCAUGACAGUCAGCAAUUCUCUUUUCUUUAAUUUCUGAAAUUUAAAGUCCUUCCCAGGCUACGCCAGGCCUCUCCAAGGAGACGGUUCAUUGUUUAGGAGUGAAUGGGUCCCUGUUGCAGUAUUAUCAGUGCCUGCAUGACUUGGUCAAUUCAUUUUAUAAAAGUAGGUUUUUUUUGUUUUUUUUAAUUUAGUUCAUUGACACUGUAGCUGCAGAAAUUAGGUAACUUUUUAAAAAUUAA